Molecule: messenger RNA, 15536 nt
Organism: Porites lobata
Lineage: Eukaryota; Metazoa; Cnidaria; Anthozoa; Scleractinia; Poritidae
Source: the annotation of a GenBank genome assembly
ACGUGAUUUAGCAAGAAGCAAAGAUGGCGUGAUGUGGCGUGCUAGAGUAAAUGCUAAGAACAUUUAUGCUACUUUUUACAGUGUAAUGGUCUACUGAGUAGAUGUUUUCGCCGCUAGCCCGCGGAAAAGCUGGCUGGGAUGGUGGUCUUGAUUUUGAAGAUGGCUUGGAUCAAACGGUAAGACAAAAACUGCUCUUUUCCUUUCGGAUUUCUUUCUGUUUUGAAAUGAUCAUUCAAUCUAUGCCGAAAUCUGCAUGCACGAUGAAACUCUUCUGUUUUUGCUUAGCGUAGAAUUACACAGUGCGAUCAAGGGCAAGGGGAUUGAAAUUCAUAUCUGGGAAAAUUGAUAAUGCUGGAUAAUGGCAGACUGAGAUGCGGGUGAAUUCAACACCUUUGAAGUUUUGUUUAUCAAUGUAAGGCGCUUAGAGCUUUCAACCCUGGUCGGGCUCGUUUCAUACAAACCGGGUUAAAGCCUGAUCUUUGAAUAACUUUUUGGCGCAUCUGCAUUUCGUUUUGGUGGUCUGAAUUAUUCGACCAAAAUAUUGUAGAGGACUGAGAAAUUUGAGACGGUGCUAGUGGAAGUAAUAAUUUACAAAAACCGUCUGGCUGAUAAUUGACAGUGUUCGUAAAUAUUAAUUAUUACGUAAGUCCUUAACUCCAAACAGAUCGAAAGAACGGAAAAUUCGAAGGUUUAGGUCCGUAUACUUGAACAAUGCUUCUCAUAAUUGUGUUGCAAAACAUAAAAAAAGGUGAAAAUAAUAAUAAGUAAGUUGACAAGAGUAAUUUAAGAGCAGAAUAUGAACGGCCGGAGCACCAUAUUUGAACAAUUAUCGAAAAAGGACCAAAAAGACACCCCAGUGUGCAAACAUAGGUAAUUUUACUCAAUGAAAUGUCAGAGCAAUCAAGCUGAGUGUCAUCUUGUUUAACAUUAAUUUAACCGCUAAAAGAAACAAAACUGCAUGAACCUUUGACCGUUACCGUACCUUCAUGCACCACUAAAUUCGUCUUUCCAGUAAUCUUGAUCCUAUUGUGAUCAAGUUGCAAAAUUUUAUGUUUUACAGGCUGUAGAUUUGGACACUGACAUGAAUAGAUAAUUUUUCGUGAACAACACUUAAAAAAAUUUUGGUAGAAAAAAUAUUGCUAGUGGAUUUUGUUAUUCGGCUAUUGAUUUUUGUUCUUAACUUGCCCGAAGUGCUUUUGGGAAAUUCAAAUCACAGGAUUGUAAUCAAUCCUGCUAAUUCAAAAUGGUUUUUGGGCUAGCUACAGCUUGCCCUAAUGGCAGGCUGUAAAACUCACUUUCUUUGCACCCUGCAUGUUUUCUCUGGACUAUGCAUUGUUUCAUGAGUUGUGUUAAUCAACAAAACAUCUCAUUUAAAUGCGAGUGUUUGAUCUCAGAUGAAAAACAUGUUUCAUGUCAGAUGAAAACCUGGUGGUGUUUUAUCUGAUGUUUUGUCAGAUUUAUCCACCUGAUCUUAAUGGUCAUCAUUAAUAUUGGCUUUUGACUGCAGUAAAUAAUAAAUGAAUUCUAGUAUACUAGUUACAAUACAUAAUACAAAUUAUACAAUUUAUUAAUUCUCCCUAAGGAGCUUUUCAGAAUUUUAAGUAAUUUUUAGAAUUAUAUAAUUAUGUAUUGAUCAUAUUUCUUUCUUGUUUUCCAGUCCCCUAUAGAGCCUCUCUUUCCUCAGUUACUAAAUCAUACAUCACCGCGUCACAAGUCUGCCAAGUCUGCAGGCAGUUUUGUUUUGGAUGAUGGACAACUCUCCCUCCCAAAGACAUUUGUCACUCGCAAGGGUGCUAUUCUCCUUUUUACCCCAAGUGAUGAUCUUCAUUGCCAUGGUAAUGUGGAGAGCCACCUUAAAAAGGAGAGUGUGUAUGAAGCAGGGCUAAAACUAAGAACUUUGGGAAAUUUGACCCACUCGGUGCUUGAGUUUGGAAAAGAGGUGAGCUUUCAAAAAACUUGACUGAAACUAAAAUGAAACUAUCUGUCAUUUUGAUGAUUUGUUAAUUAUUGAUCUGUUUUUGUUUCUGCGUUUGUUUUGUUUUGUUCUUUGUUCUGGCAGAUGUUAGAGUUAGAUAGAUAUCGAUGUUAUUGGAACACACUGAUUGAUUUUCAUCACUUUUGCUUUAAUAAAACAAAAAUACUUUAUCUCUACCUUCUAGACGCUUUCUUUCCACAGCUGUUGUCUUAAACGAUCUGUUUCCUUUCUUUGUUCCUUUCUCCAAGGUAACUUUCUGAGGCACACAUUGUAAUCUCCUCUUUAACUAUUAUUAACUAUUUUCAAAACAUAUUUUUUAUUUAUUUUGGACUUCACCGUAUUCUUGACUUUAGGAUGAAGAAGCUUGGGAGGGCAGCGUCGUGGACAGUCCAAAGGAAACAUCACUAAAAGGGAAUCUGGAGAAAAGAGACAAAACACUGUUUUUAAGAUUUCUUCACUACCUUGACUCAGAAAACCUGACAGCAGAUAAGAAUGUUCAGCCAGGUGCUGACCCAGAUUACUACCUUGAAGAACUUAAAAAAACCAGGUGUGUAAUGUAAAUGUGAAGAACUUAUGCAACAGGAGGGCAGAAAGAGGAGGCUGGCAAAAUCUACGUUUGUUCAUGAAAAAUGUGACAACACUGGGUACUUGAUUGUUUUAUCGCAAUCUUCACUUAAUAUAACUGUGUUCUAGUCUUUUACAAAAGGGUCUGUUUAAAGGAGGUUGAAGAUUGGCACAAAAUUUUGUCAAGCAUAAUUUUGUUAUGCUUGUCACCCAAGGUUUUGCGGUCUUCUUUCCUCUUUCCAUUCUGUUGCAUAAGUUUACCAUUAUUUUUGUACACUGAUACCUCUUUAUUAGAGUCACCAUGGGAACAAAAGCAAGUAUCCAUGUUGUAGAGGUUUCUGUAAAAAGAAUGCCUGCAAACGCAGACUUAUUUCUUGAUCUGAUGUCACAUUCUCCUAUUGUCUCAUGGGCAGACAGGAGAAUGUAAUGUUAAUUCAUCAGAAGUCACUUUUUGCUCUUUUCUAACAACCCCUUGGGUUUACAAGAAUACAGCUGAACUUAAAUGGUUUCAUAUUCUAAAAUCCAGUAGCACCACCCCAUCCCCCCCGAUAAAAUGUACAGCUAGAGUACCACCAGGCGGUACUGCUUAGUUAGUUACAGAUGUAGUGUCCUAACACUUGACUGUUUAUUUUAUUUUCAGUGGUCAUAUCUCUCCAAGAAGAUUCAGGUCACACACUCCAUUUUCAACCAGAACUUCUUACUCUGGUAACACUUAUUCUCAUUUCCUGGAAGAUGACGAGGAGAUUACUGGUAUCAUCGAAGACUACAUGAAGUAUGGCAGAUCAACUGGGCAUGGCCACAAUAAGGAACACUUAGAACAUGGAGUUGUUUCAUCAGAUCACAUGCCUAAUAUUGACACUGAAGGGUAAGUAAAUGUUACAUUUGUAAGGGCUGGUAGUUUUAAUAAUUUUGGGGGAUAUUUUAUGGUUAUUUUAAGUUGCUACUUGAAGUCAAGUCUCUUAAUAAAUUGUUGUAAUGUCUAGUAUUUACCCCCUCCCCCAACCAGAACACAACAUGAGACGUGAGAGGUGCCCUUGUUUCUUGUGUCUGUGCUUAGCGAUUUGAUGCUUGUAUGAACAUCUAAAUCUGAAAAAAAGAGAGAGAGAGAGAGAGAGAGAGACUGCUCGCAGUUUAGUCAAGAGUUGACAAGGACUUCAAAUGUUGACUCAGAUUUAGCUGUUGACGCUAGCGCGGGCAUCUAAAUCUGGAGAAAAAGAGAAAGAGAGAGUUUAGUUAAGAGUUGACGAGGACUUCAAAUGCUGACUCAGAUUUUUUUAAGCCUACUCUUCAGGUCUUUAAGUGAAACAAAGUACUUUCAUCUUUUAUUUAUUGCUGGACUUACUUGUACCCUCAGCUUUAGUUGUUGCUUUGCGCAUGCUGAUUUGUCCUUGCUCCUUUCAAACAGUGGUGAAAGUUACUGUCAAAUUAAAUUUAAAAAAUUAUUUGAUAAUAAUAACGAUUAAUAUCUGUAAAAGCAGAUAGAAAAUGUUCAUAAAACGUUGUCUUAGUUUCUUCACAUGUCAAAACUUUUAAAGGGAAAUUGGUCAAUUUGUUUAAAACUUUGUUCCAAAAAAGGGGAUAGUAAAGGGAGCGAAACGCGAGCGCACGAUGUCGCCUUUUCUCACGUGGGGUGAUUUUCAAGCGAGCUCGCGUUUCACUCGCUGUACUAUCCCUGAGGAAAAAUGGGGGACUACUCGUAGUCCAACAAGGUGUAAACGUUUGUAUUGCAACGCCGUUGCAGUCAAAUUUAGGUUUAAAGGUUCAGUAUGUAACGAAGCCUUUAAUACUAAGCCUUGGCGUGGUUUUUUUUUAAAUUCACAGACGCGAGGCUCCAGAUGACACGUCUGUCUUUUCGUUUCCUAAAUCACCCAGAAUAAAUCUUACCUUUAGUACCUUUUCGCCAUCUAUGCCGAGUAUGUCGUCUACAACCUUUCAGGAAACUGAAGAUUUAAUACCAAGACCCAAAACUGCACCGAUCCCACCCACCCUGGAGUCACCAAGAGCUAAUCCAAGAAUUACAAGUGCAAAACCACCACCACCCCCACGAGGUUUGUAUUUGCGCUAUACUGCGUUGCGAUAGUUCUUUGACUUAGUGCACAGCUUCAAAUAAGCGCUCUUUCAAGUUUUCACACCCUGUGGAGAUGCAAACACGCACCCAGGACGAUUCCCUCUUUCCUAUUACCAGUAAGAGGCCGUCAUUAGGAGAAAAAAAAACAGCUUUGUCACUAGAAUAAUUUCUUUGCAGCUCUUGGAACUACGCCAAGCCAUUUACACGAGAUAAUUAAUGCAGAUGUAGGUUUUGGCCGCUAUCAGCGCCAGGCUCCAGUUCCCCGACGAAGACUCAGUCGCAGUCCUUCUCCAUCAUUCCAUUUGGGUUCCUCUAGAGGCACCACUCCUGACUUCAACAAAGUUCAACGUUUGGCCAGUCCAGACGGCAAGGUAGUUCUCUCUGACCUUGUUUUAAAUUCACAAACGCCCAUCGUCGGAGACUUAGCCCACGAGCAAGAACUCCAUUCAUGGGAUACCCUAUUAGAGGAAAUUAAUGCUUCAUAAAAUUAAUGCAUUAAUUUUGGUCGCGUCAAUUUCUGUAAACGUAAAUUUCUGCGCCGUUGAUUAAAUGUUGCGUAGAUUUCCGCGACCUUAGUUUCCAUUAUUUUGACCCCAAGUUCUCAAUGCACAUUUGACGUUCUUGACACCUAAGAAAGAGGAGUAUUUAUCAGAGUGCGGAGCCGUCAUCAGUAGAACUUGAAGUGGCCAGAUUUCUUCGCCUAACCACCUUCGUAGGUUUAAGGAAAGACCCACAACAAAGCUGGAAACUGCGUUUCUGAGUUUUUUAUUUUAAAAAUUUCCUUGGGCCAUGUCCCCAGACCCCCCUAGGUAGCUUGCCGCACAACAAAAUUUCACGUCCGCUGCUUUCAGAAAUAUAUCCGCUACUUUAGAAAACUGUCGAAAACCCUGCUGACCGUCAUUUUUUUAUGUGAAUUAGAGUGAGGACUGGAAUCGAACGUCCCAUGUUAUCGAGGAAGAGGAUGAAGCCUCAUUUCCAGCAGACCAAGGGGAAUCUGGGAGCGGAUCUCGCCGCCCAUCAAGCGCGGGUUCCUUACAACGUCGUGGUGAAGAGAAAGUUAGCGUGCAGCGGAGAGCUUUGAGCGCUGGUAAGAGUGGUAAUUUGCAGACCAGCACAGAACGCAAAGCAGCCUUUAAAAGGGCUUCGCCAGGCUAUUUGCUAUCUUUUUAUAAAGCUAAAACGUUUCUUUGCAUCAGUUGAAUUCCAAAAGACCAUAUUUAGACUUUGAAACUGUUUCCUGUUGUCUGUUGUAAUGGAUGGCAAGGAUAGACAUGGAUUGAAACUUGAAAAUUUGGGCCAACUUUUUCAAGUUUUAACCCUUUCACUGCCAGAGUGAAUGAUUGAGUUUUGUGAGGUGGUUCUAACUUUUAUGUUUGUGGUCAAAAUGCUAUGGAAUGACCAUUCAAAUGAAAUCUGUUAGGAAGUACUUUCAUGUGGUGCUAUUUGUUUUUAAAAAUUUUACGAAAUGAAAUUUGGGAUUUUUGUGGAAUUUGCCUCUGGUCACGUUUUGCAGUGAAAGGGUUAAUGCCAUGCCUGCAAAAAUCGCCGAAAAAAUAUUAUGGGUAGUAGUCCCUAAUGAAAUUUGUUUGAUAUCUGCUUCAUACCUCCAAAGACACAUUGUUUGUAUGGUUAAAGCACUUUAUAGCGACCCCAGUACAGAAUUGGUCUAAAACAGCAAUAUCCUUGGGACAUAUCCCCUUUAACAUUUAUAACGGACAUACUAGGACAGAGAACUUUCCUUUUGUUUAGUUGAAUUUAAUACGUAUAGUAACAGAGACGGUAUAUGGUAGCCUGUACCAGGCUUUCAGAUAGAGGGAAGGCGCGAAAACAAGGUCAAGCUGUGAAAACAACAAUGGAAAUCUUUCUUGUUAGGACUUCUGUUGCCUGUUCCAGGCUCUCAGAUAGUGGGGAAGACGCGAAAGAAAAAGGCAUGCGAAAAGUUGGCGGGGCGGGAAAAAGGAAAAAGGAAGGGAGAGUUUCCUCCCGUUUUAUUUUCGUGUUAGCGCUUUCUCAAUUAUCUCGGAGCCUGGAACAGACUAGGACUUCUGAAGCUGAGAUCUCGAACUCGAGGUUAAAAUAGCCACUUUUUUAUUUUAGUACAACAACCGUGUUCGUUUUCUAACGUGGCGUGCUUUCUCUCUUCAGGAACAGCAAGCAAAAAGUCCCGUUCCAGUGCCCACUCUAGCCGCAGUGCGAGCCUUUCCAGUGUAUCUCAUCGUUACGACAGAACGCUCUCCGCACUGUCACGUGAUCAAGAGAAUGUGCUUCAUCCCGUGACAUUCGAAGACCUAGAGCGCGAUGAAGACACACCAACAUGGCCGGGAAUGCAGGAGAGAUAUUCGAGCAUUGAAGAUGAUUCGGCAGAGGUUGUUGAAGGUGGCCGAAAUUCAUUGGAGCAAUUUACUCGGGAGAUGGAUGAUUCAAGAGUUAUCUCCCCUUCACGUGAUAGUUUCGUGUCGAGUUCACGUGAUCUUAGGUCACCUUCACGUGAUUCUGACGUAUCUCCAUCACGUGAUAGUGUUGUCUCACCUGCCAAUGAUGUUGUUAACAGAGGUCCCUUGCCUCCUCGUCAUAGUUCCUCGGUAACCUCUCGGAUGGGUUCGCCAUCUACUCGCUCACCUUCAGUGCAGUCUCGUCGAGGCACUAAAGAAAGAACACGUGGAUCAUCAGCCGCGUCUUCUGACGCAAUUGAACAAUGGGAGGAAGCAGUGAAAUCAGUUGAUAAUAUAGGGGUGGGAAAGUCCUCCUCAUCCUCUUUGAGUGAGCAUGGUGUUUUAAGCCGGCAGAGCGAUCUCAAACAGGAGAGGAGCCGAGUAGAAAGCGGCACGAGGAUGUCAAGUGGAAAGUCGGCCAGUGGAGGCGCGGUAACAAAGGCGACUCUUGGGAGUGAAGCUGAUCUGGCUCAAGUGUCUGAGACACAGGUUAGAUCUCAGUCAGUGGUGGAUGGUUUAUAUGAAGACCUGCUUGUUGGAGAGGAAACUGCUGACCAGGAAUGGCCUGGCAUGUUUGAGCGUUCAGAAGACUAUGAGCCAGACGAAGGACAUGAAAGUGACGAGAGUGAUAGUAUUAUGCAAGGUAAUUAGAAGGUAUUAGCAACAGGAACUGCAAGCACUUAACACUUCCCAGUGGAGUGUUGACUUUGAUUCACUGUUUUAUCUUUUUAGACCUGGCAAUUUCGCCCGUUGAUGAUCUAACAGAAGCGUCACGUGAGAAUACAUUUCACCCUGUACCUUCUCUCAGUGAAGAAGAAAUCGUGGACCCAGUUGCUAAUAUACAGCAAGGUAAUACAGCCGUGAUUUGCCGCUAUUCACAUUCUUAUAUUCCCGUCGUUUUCCUUGCUUCUUUGUUUAGAUUCCAAAAUUCACGAGACUUCAAACUUUGAACUUUAAUUACUAUUCUAACAAGUAAUUAAACACGGCGCUGUGAGUAAGUAACAAAGCAGAGCUGCAAGUAAGUAACUGAAUUAAAUUCCUUGCAGAGAUUAUUCCAACUGCAGCAGAAGAAGAGGAAGUAUUAACAGGAACACCGGUUAAAAAUGCGCAUGAAGACGAGGCUUUGACGCCUAGUCGUUCUUCAGAGCUACACGAAAACGAGGCCUUACCCCCAGUAACCUUAACUUUAGAUUUGGAAGAAAAAGUUCAAUCUGUGAGUACAAAGACCAACGCGCCUUCGCCGGAUGUUGACCUAGUUGGGGCCGGAACAGCAGUAAGUGGUCAAACUGGUGACGUUGUCGCGGAGUCCAUACCAACGGAAGCACUGGCUUCGGCUGAUGUUUCUUCAGGUAAAUUUUCCGGGUUUAGUCCAAACAGCGGAAAAACAUUAUUCUUAAAGAACGAAAACGUUAAGGAAGGGAAAAUUAAAGGGCGACGCAUGAAGAGGAAUAGAUAUAGUGUCACUUGAGGUCUAGAAAAUCGACGGCUCCUGGUUCGACUGGUAGAAUGGCAUGACUUACGAACAAUAACCUUUAAUAAUGAAAAUUCGAACGCCCAGUCACUCGAAGGUAUCGAUGACUUAAAGUAAAGGCACUUCCUUUUUCUUCUUUAAUGUAAUUUAGCUCCUGAUAACAAUCCUCCACCGAUGACAUAACCCAGUCUCUCACCGAACUAAGCCCUAUAUCCUUACAUGAGCGUCAACAAUAUAUUUUUAGCUGAUAGUUCAUGUUGUACUGAUUUCAACGAAAUAAUUCAAUUUAAAUUACAGUCGUAAACUCAACUAUUGCCAUUGCGCCUUUAUCUGAAAAAAAUUCAUCAAACGAAAACAAGAUUUUUCUUUAAAGAAGUGCGGUGUAAAUAGUCUUUACACGCUGUUCAUCGCAAGUUAGAAAUAGCAAAAUUCCAAUUUGGAAUUAAUUAUCUUUGUACAGAAAUCAAAAUUCUGGUUUUCCAAGUGGUUCAAAAUGUCAAUUUUGAACACCAUGUAACAAAUUUAUUUAGGGAAUUAAACUCGUGUACCAAAAAGAAAUAAAAAGUGUACUGAGAAAUUGUGCAUUUGGAAUAUCUUGUUUGGUAUUUUGUCAUUCAUCAUUUUAUAUGAUAACCCUCUUGCAUUCAGCUGUAUACAUAUCAAGAUCUUUUAUUGUUAUUCCAUUUUGCUAAUAGUUUUUUUUCGUUUUUUAACUGCUUAUAAUUUUUGGUGUCAUAAUCUCUUCGUUUUUAUAACUGAAGUGCCGAUGGUUUUCGAUCUUAUUCGUUUGAAACGCAAAUGAUGACGUUAACUGCCCGUGCAAAAACAUUUUAAAAUGACUUGUCUCUUUUCCUUGUUUUAUCACGGUCAUUACUGCCUGUCAUACGAAUAUGCAUCACGUUAAUGCUAUAUCCCGUAGCAUUCAUAUUUAGCGUUAAAAUUAUGCAAACUUAUUUGCAUUACAUUAAGUUGUGGGCUUGGGGCGAUGCGGUUUCUUCAAAACAUAGUAAUCAAGGCCAUAGAACAAAACGAUAUAAUCGACAGAAAUAAACACAUUAUCUCCUUUGCCUCUCGUUCCCUAGGAUAUAAAGCAUAAUUUCUUAAAAUAAAUUAAUAUUUACCACACCAGUGAAAUGAUGGAGCUUGAUGCUUCCGCUGAUUGGUUAGCUUGGCAGUGAAUACUGUAGCAUUUACGUACGAGCGAUCGUUUCGUUUGAGAUUUUGUGUUUUAUUGUCACAAAACAUAUUCAUUGAUUAGACCGCUGGCGAUUAACGCGUGUAGCAUACACUGAAGCAAUUAUUCAUCGUUUUGUUGGGGAAGAGGGAAGAUACUGUAUCUAGUAAAUAAUCAAAACCGAUCGCCCUACACCAAGUUCACUUUGGUGAAUAAUUGCAAACAAUAUGCCUUGGUAUAACCUACCUUGAUGAAUUCGUCGAGUUCGUUUCUCAGUGAGUCAUUCCAUCUUUCAUGGAUUAGCUGUAACAGAUCACUUUUUUUUCGUUAUAUCAUCUGUGUCUGUCUUUUUUCCAGAAUCAGAGAUCGCUGUCUUGAGUUCGCCAGGAGUUCUCAGAGAAAAACCAGCGGAGAUCCCUCGGGCCAGUUCUCCCACGCCAAUAAAAGUUGAUCAAAUACUUCACAAGGAACUUCUAGCAGAAACUGGCCUGUCGAUCGAGGGACAGGUAAGAUUUGUGCCUUUUGAUACAAUUUCUGCUCUUGCUACUGGGUUAUAAGAGAUCAAAAUUGAAAAAAUAUAAAGUAUCAAAAUUCAAGCAACGGGAACUGUCACCAAAUUGACUGAAACAUGAAAAUAACCGCUCACAACAUUAAAACAACGUAUAUAUAACACAGCAAAUACAAAAGACGGAAGGUAUGGAAAGAAAGAUCUUACUUGAUUCAUGUAGAGUUUUUCGCGACUGCGCCAAAAUCGGGCAAGUGAAAGAGAGGGCUGUGCUGGAAGGGAGUGCUGUUUCAAUCUUUGGAAGAGAUUGUAUGGUUCAAACAGUCACGUUAUACCUAGCCGGCGUGGCAGGCGUUAAAAGGGGAUUUGGCCGCGCGAGAGCGCGUGGGCGCGCGAGGGAGAAGGAAAGAAAGUUCCCCUCUUCCCUCCUCCCUCGCGCGUGGUCUCGCGCCCUAAUUCCCUUCCACUUCCUUUCGAGCGCCUGCCACGCAGGCUACGUUAUACCCUAUCACCAGAACAUUUGUAUGUUACUGUAUUUGCUUGUAAUACAUGCGUUUGUUUGGGCUUGGAUCUGAAAAAAAAAAGACGCCUUAGUUUUUAUGCAUUAUUUUAUCAAAUUAUUGUAUUUGGAUUCCGUAUACAAGGUUCAUCCUCUAGCCAUCUGCGUGGCUCAUUCUAAUAGAUUUUUGUCUCAAUUAUGCCUUAGUUGGGCAAUCGUCGACCUCCUUCGCCUUACAAAGAAACCAUUGACAUCGAAAAGUCACGUCCUUCGUCACCUGUGACGGAAGAAGAGAGAAACGUUCCAGUGAGUAUCGGACAGGCCGUGCGAAAUUACCUGGAGUCUGGAAAAGAGCCUCAAAUUCGUGAGAGAUCUGCGCGGAGUAGGCGUUGUUCGGAAGCUGGAACCGAGGAAAAGGAAAAUGCAGUGAAAACAGAUGAGACAAUGGUACCAAAGAUGGAAGCUAAAGAGCCAGUAAUCAAGUCUAAAACGGAAGUUUCUAAAACAACAAUAGACAAACAGUCUAAGCCUGUGGCAUCAAGCUUAAACGAAAAAUCUAAAGAUUUGCCUUCCAACAAGAAGAAAGUUGAAGAAAAGCCAAAUUAUACUGGGUUGAACUUGGUGAAUAGAGACGGCAAGCUUAGAGAAGUCAAAGAACCAACGGAUGAAGAAAGAGAGGCCCGCCGUCAGAUGGUCAGCAGUCUGUUCCAAAAACGGGAUGCGCCUACUCAGGGAAAGCUGGAGUUGGAAGGGAUUGGUAAAGAGGGUGACGAGGGCGAGUCUCUUUCAGAAGGACUGGUGACUAGAACUAGUCCAACGAACUCUGAUAAGAGCAAGAAAAAUGAUUUGUCGGAUCUUGCGGCACUUGUGGCUAAGAAGAAAACUGCUAGUAAAACCAAAGAAAAGGUUGGUCUUAAAAAGUGUUGCAUGUGUAAGUAACUCUCUCUUAAAAAAACCAGGAGCUCUUAGGCGGAGUGUGCGACUCUCAUUCUUUGCUUAUAGAACGGUGUUUUCAUAGAUCGGUUUAUUUUUUGCAUCAUUUGAAGACAUUUUCCGUGGAAAAUGGAAACAAAACUUAGUAUUUGUGCGCAUCAGUAAUAUGAUAUAUGACAAAAAAUAUUAAUAAGCAAAUGUCUUCAAAUCGUAAGAGAUACUAUAUUUUGGUUUAUCGCUGACUGAUUUUUAAGUCUUCUUUCACCGUCAUAAUUCGCGGAAAAAAGCGAUAUAAAAAUUAAAACUCCGUUGCGUGAGCUCAAGGGAGUUAGUUACUCGCUCCGGGGGUCAGUUUAAUAAAACUUUUAUAAGUUUAAUUUACAAGUAUGUAUAGCCAAUACUUUAGAGUCUGAAAACAACAGCUACACUUAUAAAAUUGCUGUAAAAUUUGCCCCGGGGUUUAGGCCCCUGCGAUCACCAAUCUUCCCGGCUCUUCAGUCAUUUUUCUGGAUCCUUUAUACGGGUAUGCCUCUGGAAGAGGGUUCUUCUCCUCUCGUGAUUCUUAAAGUAGACUACAAAUAUUUUACGUAAUGCUCGAUUACUGUUUAACAUACUCAUAAGCUCGCCACUUUUAGGUUAGCCACCAUAACCGCACGGUGACACUUCUUUUUAAAGCUAUGAUAUACAACUGAACCUAAGAUGAAAUUGGUUUGAUUAGCAUUGAGUCCGUUUGGACCAAAGUGAUAAGAUUAGCAGAUUUGUUGUGCCAAUAAGACAGAUCAAUUUUACAGGAUAUAAAAACAGCGUCAGUAAAAUCAACUAUAGCGAGCGUCAAACAAGAAAGAAAGGAAUUUCAAAGUUAACUGCUUGUUUUUCUGAAUGAUUUCAGAAACCCGAGUCCAAGAAAAAAUCUGGAAAAUCGUCGAAAUCUGCAAAGAACAAAAGCGAGAUCACCAUAGACCCAGAGAACAUUGACUUUGACGCUUUCAACACACCGGAAAUGUUAGAAGGAAUGGACGACGAGCUGCGUCAAUUUGUUGAGGAGCAGAGCAAAGGUGACGUCACUUCUGCUGCCACCACUAAACCCAGUGACACUGCCGUUGUUAGUAAAGAAGUCAAAAGACAAGAGUCAGUGCAAACGUUAGAAAUUCCGCAAGUGGCCCAGGACGUUCCUGCCGAGAAAAGAGAUGCUCAUGCACCUUCUAAACCAAAGAAAUUAUCCAAGAAAGAGCUGGCUAAGAUGCGAGCGGAACAGCGUAAAGAGGAGCGAAAGAGAAGGGAAGAAGAGAAAAGAUUAAAAGAAGAAGAGAUGAGACUGAUGAAGGAGCGAGAAGAAGAGGCGGCGAGAGCCAAGGCAGAAGCAGAAGAGAAGCAAAAGAAUAUUGAAGAAGAAAAGUUAAAAAGGCUGGCAGAUGAAGAGGAAGCCAAAAAACAGGAAGAAGAAGCUUUGGAGAAGCUGAGAGAAGCCAAGAAAAAGGCACGCGAAGAAAGAGAGGUCAGGAGAGCUGCUGAAGCUGAAAGAAGAAGACUGGAGGUACAAAAGAAACGCGAGGAGAAAAAGAAACGAGAUGAAGAGCUGAAAGAGCGAGAGAAAGAACUUGAGCAGCAGCGAAUGGAUCGCGAGAAGAGAAUGGCGGAAAUUGAAGAGGCUAGGCGAAGGAAAGAAGAGUUGGAACGUUUGGAGGAAGAGCAGCGGCGUGAAGAAGAACGAAUCCGAGCGCUGCAAGAGGAGGAGGAAGAACGACGGCUGGAGGAAGAAAAGAUCCGCGAGGCUGAAGAAGAGUUACGGAGAAUACAGGAAGAACGAGAGUAUCGUGAACAGAUGAGGAGAAUUGCGGAGAUGCAGGAAGCAAAACUACGACAGGAAGAGGAAGAGAGGAGGAGGAGAGAGGAAGAGGAACGUCAACGGAUGGACGAAGAAUGGCGUAAAUGGGAGGAGGCGGAGCAAAGGCGAAUCCAAGAGGAACAAAAAAGAAUUGAGAUGGCGCGCAGACUGGAGGCGUUGGCGCGCAUGCGCUCUGCUCAAGCGGCCGCGCGUAGGAAGGCAUUGUUACUGAAACGAAGAGAGGAAAACGUAGAAAGGAUGCAAAACUUGAAGCAUACGCGUUGUGGACAAGGUGUUACUCGAGCGUUCGUAUUCACAUACUAUACACACAUUCCAAGGAAGGUGUGGGAAGUACCGAUUGGGUUCAACAAGAAGAAGAAAGGAUAUGGAUCACCAAGGAGAAAACCCGCUCCACCAAAACCUCCAUGAUCAGAAGGUAUAAUUUAACGACAACGAAUAUUUCUGCUUUAGGGUUUGUUAAUUCAGUUGGACCUCCCCUCAACGGCCAAUUUGGGGACAGAGGAAAGUGGCCCUUGUAGAGAGGUUUAAACAAGAGUAAAUGUAUGGACUGUCCGCCAAAAAAGAGUAGGCGUUGUGGAGAGGUGGCUCUUAGUCAAAGGGCCAUAUAAGUUAAACAUCUUCAAUCUACUCUAUGUGAACCUAAGAUUGAAGUUUUCCCAUUUAAUUUGAAGUACAAUUUAAGGGUCGGAGUAUGAAAGGGAGUAGUCGUAAUUCAUGACGAGCCUCAAAUUAUCUGCUUCUUAGCACCCGUCUGUGGUGGAAGGUAGCACAUGAGUGAAUGUCUUCUCAUAGAUAGCCAGUUGUCUUCGUAGGAGAUAAUACUGCCGUAAUCCAUCCUUAGCUAAUGGCUUUAGAUACAACAAACCAUCCACAGCAAGUGUGUUUCUCUUGAUGUUGUCAAGUUUAAUAUACAGACUAAGAAAGCGUUGUAAGCUUUUGAUGUAGGAUAUCACGACGGCGAAGUCAACGGGAACGUCAAAAAACCAAUUGGAUUAAUAACCAAAGCAAAAUAUCUGCACGUGCAUCACACUUUGUUGUACAUUUCUUUGCCUUCGUUGCACGACUAUGACGUAAAACGUCAAGAUGUGACGUUUUAUACAGCACCUGAACACACGACUACAAGUCUUUUUUUCUCUUUCUAAGCAUUCAAAUCGAAGAGAACUCGCCCACCUCUGUCAAACUAAGCAAGUUGGAACAAUCAUUUUGAAUUUCUAAAAGACUUUUUAAGUGACACUUUAGCCCCGUCGCCGUCGUGGUACCUUAAGUUCCUAACGCUAAACAUUUGUCUCCUGAUAGUUGUAUUUUUUCACUUCUAACACUUGGUUUUUUAGUUCUUUUGUUGAGUAACUGUAAAUAUGCGGAAAAUUAUUGCAAGACGUUAAUGAUGUUAUUUAAGGAACAUUGACUUGUACAGUUCAGCAGUCUUUGUACAUAGUGACUUAAAAAAAAGCCCAUUGAACAGUUUAUGUUAGAGUUGUACAAAAUUAUGAAUAAGUGCAAUAUUUUUGAUAUAUUUUUCCUUGUAUGAAGAAUUGCUCAUUUAAUCAUUAGAAAUGUAAAACAAAAGCAGAGAAUUUCUAUUUAAUUUAAAUAGUUUAUACAAGUUUACAGUAGAAGCCCAAAUUAAGAAAGUGUGAAGCUAACAGGGAGAAUGUCAGUGUUAGUUACAGCAUGGGUGCGAUAUAUUGGGGCCUUGUGCAACACAUUAGAGACCUUUCGGACUCUGAGAUGAGAAAGACUCGACAAGACAUCUGGAUUACAUUAAUUCAGUCGAAAUCUAUCGUCGUCGUUAUAUCAGGUUAAUUUUGGUAUAAAUAGAUGGGCUUCUAUUUGUAAAAAGGAAAAACACACGCAAUGGAUAGAAUGCUAUUCAUCUUUGUGGUUAUUCUUUCUAGAUCUAGUCAGUACAAUUUGUAUGACGUGGUUCCGUGAACAAAAAUUUAUUUAAUUUUGAUGCUAGCGAAGUGUAAAGGUUAUAUUUUUGAUAAAUACGUUCGCAUGAAAGGGGAAAUCAAAUCGGAAAAGGUAUUAAUAUCUAUCUUGACUGAAACAUUUUAAAAUUAACAAAU